This is a messenger RNA of Hyposmocoma kahamanoa, 2085 nucleotides long. RefSeq names its product nose resistant to fluoxetine protein 6-like. The record is from RefSeq and is a predicted model, not a curated record. Gene Ontology annotation, molecular function: acyltransferase activity, transferring groups other than amino-acyl groups. Lineage: Eukaryota; Metazoa; Arthropoda; Insecta; Lepidoptera; Cosmopterigidae. Bases 1 to 2085 code for a protein of 694 amino acids. The transcript is spliced from 13 exons.
AUGAUUAUAACCGAAUGGGAACCCAAACAUCCACCCUUUGAUCCAAAGUUGUACGAGGAAGCCUUACAUCCUGAACUAUGCGCAAAACAAACACAAUAUUUGACUUUGAACGAUACACUUUUACUGAUGACAUUUCUCGAGUCAGGCCCAAGAAUACCGAGAGGGAUUCUGCAAGGAAACUUUCAAGAUCUAGGAAAUUACCACCAAUGCCUUGGUAUUAACAGAGAAAUCGAUGAUAUGGUUAUUGAUGGGAAGUAUUGUCAAUUAAGCGUUGGAUUAUCCGAUCUUGGAAACUUUGGAAAUCCUACUGAAUAUCAAAACGUAAUAAAUGCUGUCGAUACUAUAAAGGAUGAAAUACAUUUAUAUAAUAGAUUCCAAAAAAAUGUUGAAAUUCUGGGUAGCAUACAAAGCGAAAAAAGUUUAAGAACAAAUGAGGUUGACAUGGGUGGUUUACGCUUUACUGUAGCUAUUUGUAUACCUAAGCCUUGCUCGACAAGACGGGCAUUAUCAAAUCUCAUUGGAACUGAGUUGAUCAAUUAUAGGGAACAAAUGUGCCGAUUCAGAAAUGACAAACCCUGGUCACCGGGACUUUAUGUGGCUAUUGUUGUCUUCAGUUUAAUUGGAAUUCUGGCCAUUCUUAGUACCAGCUACGAUAUCUGGAAUACUGUAAUUCAGAAACGAGAUCCCAAAGCGCUCAAUACAAUUUGUCUCUCCUUCUCAGUAUACACAAAUUCUCGUCGCCUAGUCACGUAUAAACCAGUUCGCGGUUCUUUAGAAUGUGUGGACGGCAUCAGAGCAAUAACUAUGUCUUGGAUUAUACUUGGACAUACAUUUACUCGUCUUCCACCUAUCAUGAAUUUGCUGGAAGCUUUUCAGAUUGCUAUGUCAUUUCGUUCAUUUUGGAUGACUUCUGCCGAUAUUAGUGUGGAUACAUUUUUCAUGCUAAGCGGUUUGCUAGUCGUCUACACUACUGUUGGAAAAAUUAGUAGCAUGAAACUAUUAAAGAACCUCCAUCUUUUUUACCUCAAUCGAUAUCUACGAAUGUUUCCUCUACUAGCCAUUACCAUAUUGCUGCAAACCGGUGUGUUACAUUAUAUUUAUGAUGGCGCAAUGUGGAGUUUUGUAGCUAGUGCGACUGCGAUUUGUAGAACGAAUUGGUGGUUAACAUUACUUUAUGUGCAAAAUUUUUUCCCACCAUUGUGUAUAGGUCAUACCUGGUACUUGGCGAUUGAUAUGCAACUACACAUUCUGUCUCCACUGGUCUUAUUCUGGGUAUUGUCAGGAAAACAAAAUCGCGCCUGGUCGGCUUUGAUAGCUGCUUUAUUAAUUUGUCUCACUGCGACGUCACUUUACAACUUCUUGAACAAUUUUGCUGGUUCUACUGUACGACCUACACUGAGCCUAGAUGAAGCUGAAAGAUAUGGAAUGUACUAUUACGUCAAUACAUUAGCAAGAUCUUCACCUUUCUUUGUCGGAAUGUGCUUCGGAUACUUGAUCCAUUACUGGCGAGAUAAGAAUAUUCGUUUGUCAAGGAUUUCAAAUUUCAUAUUAUGGAUCGUCAACUUAACCGCAAUGUGGUUGGCAAUCUACUCGACCGAGCCCAUGAAAAAUAUUGACUACGAUAAUCAAAUUUUCGAUAAUUUUGUGAAUUCUUAUAGGCGACCUGUAUGGGCUUGUGGACUUGGUUGGAUUAUUCUUGCAUGCGCUGAAGGUUACGGAGGCCCCAUCAACUGGUUCCUGUCACUGAGAUUUUGGAAAUUGUUGUCUCGGCUUUCGUAUGCGAUGUAUUUGUUGCAUGUGCCUAUACAAUUUGUUAUAAUCGGAGCAGCUACGCAACAUAUUUACUUUUCCACAUUAUAUAUUAUGUACAUUUUUUGUGGUCAAUAUGUGAUAUAUUUCAUAUUCAGCUUUAUUUUCACAAUUCUGGUGGAUUCUCCGUUUUCUAACAUUUUCAAGAUAGUAUUAGGAAGCGGUAUCAAAAAAUCUAAUCCAGACCCACGAGGUGAUGAAAAAACAUCCGAAAAUCCACUUGUGGCUAGACAGCAGGAAAAAGAAUUAACCAACGAGCAAAACAAAAACUUGUAA